Messenger RNA from Brenthis ino (lesser marbled fritillary), 2568 nucleotides. The record is from the annotation of a GenBank genome assembly. NCBI's taxonomy places the organism in Eukaryota, Metazoa, Arthropoda, Insecta, Lepidoptera, Nymphalidae.
AUGCAUUGGUUACUUCAGUUAAACAAACCUAUUAAAUAUGAUUUGGACAAUAUUGUUAAGAAAUAUCCCUUUUUGUCAUUCCUCGGUGAUGUUUUACCGCAAGUAAAUAGACCGAAGGAAAAAGAACCAAUUAAGGAAUAUGAUACCAACGAACUAAGCGUAAUAACUACUGUAUUAGAGAAAAAACUGGUAUCUUCGUGGUAUGUCUCGUAUAUAUCAGAAGAAAUAGGAUUCCCUUUUGCAUGCAAACAAAUGUUGGAUCAGAUUGUCGCAAAAGCCUUUCAGAUAUGCAACAAAAUUGAAACCAAAGAUGUAUUUGUAGACAUCUGUGCCAUUCUAAUUAGCCACUUAAAAGAAUAUAAAAAAGCUAUUAAAAGACAUGAAGCAACCCCCGAUAGUUCUAUCGAAGUUUUGUAUAAAAAUUCUCAUCCUAUUUCUAAUAAUAAAAGUAAAAAAAUAACAUCUGCUGAUCAUUGUAUUAAUAUAUUAAGAAUUGUAUUAAAGGAGCUAGUUCCAUGGGAACUCUGGGAUACUCCAUACUCUGAAUUACUUGUUAGAAUUUUAGCUAAAAAAUUGGACACUUUUAUUGAAAAUACAAUUACUGAUCCUGUCUGGUUAAAUGAUAAAUUACUAACAGCUCUCAAGGCAAAGGAAGAAAGUAAUAAAGAUACUGUUGAAGAAGCAAAGCAUGUGGAUACAGAAAACCAAGAAAACCUAAAAGAAAAAACUAUGAAUGAGACAAACAAAACAAAGCCUAGUACUAAUAAUCAUAAAAGUCAACUUCCAACUGUCCAAAAAAACAUAAAUGAGGAGAAAGAAGUAAAAAAAGAUGAAGAUCAAGUAUCUCAAGGAAGUGUCAUUGAACCAGUGGAAAUCAAACCAUCAGCAGUUUUAAGACAGAAACGAGGCAGACAAGGCAGAAAUGAAGUAAAAAUUUAUGAUAGAAUUAUUGAGGGCAGCGUCAAAACCUGGGAGACAGAUAUGGAUUUACAGUGCAUUAGUGUAGGCCAGGACUUGCUGGCGAGCUUGGACGAGAUGACACUCAGUCGGCUGUGGGGUCAUGAAGAUAUAGAGAAUAGCCCUAAUCUGAGAGCAUCUCCACAGCUCUUGUGGUUUGGCGAAGAAGACUCAAUAGACCUGGAAGGAGAACCUAUCAAAAAGGAAUCCAGUCCCAAGUCAACGGACGCCCUGCUCAAAGACCUGCAGAGCACUGUCCAUCACGCGAAGACCAAAAUUGGGGACCUGCAGGUCUUACACGUAGAUGUGACCCAGCAUCCCAGUGAUGAAGCGGCCGGGAUGAUGGAAGGGCUGCUGGAUAAAGGCAUUGCCGGUAUCAAAAAGGGGCUGCGCUUUACAGGUCUCAGUGAUGAUUCACAAGAAAAGUCUCCGGCGCAUAAAGAAAAGAGUACUGAAAGGAUAUCUCCUUCGGAUAUAUACAAGAACAAACAGAAACCUGAAGUCGUGAUGGAAGCGAAAGAAUCUUAUGCGCCAAGUACUUCACAGAAAGAUGAAAACGGCACGUCGACGCCUCAGUUGAUCAAACAACGUAAUGUUACAUCUCAAGAUAGUGUGCGCUUCGGGGAGGGAGGGUCGCCGGAGCCGCAGUACGAGGAGGCGGCCGACCUGUCCGCCUCCAUCGCCAAGCUGCGCUCGCUGCUGCAGCACGCGCAGCCCAGGGAGGAGGUGUGGUGGGAGGGCGCGGAGGAGACGCGCGGGCGCGCCGCGCUGCGCGCCUCCUCGCGCCCCGUGGACGCCGCCGCGCUCGCCGACGAAUACGACAUGAGCCUGGAGAGAACUGCGUCGCCGGGACAGACGUCCAACAACAUGCAGAGACUUGACAAACUGUUCCAGCGUACGGUGACGGGCGUGUUCAACUCGCUGAAGACGGCGGUGGGCGCGGAGGCGGAGGCGGAGGCGGAGGCGGGCGCGGGCGCGGGCGCGGCGCCGCGCGCCUGGCUCUACGUGUGCGCCGCGCCCGACCGCGCGACGGGCGCGGCGGUGGCGCGGCUGGUGGGCGCGCGGCGCGCGCUGGCGCACGUGGACGCGGCGCUGGACCCGCUGCGCGCGCUGCCGGCGCCGCGCGCGCGCACGCACUGCCCACUCGACCUGGAGGAGUGGUGCGUGUCGGCGGGGGCGCGCUGGGGCGCGGCGGCGGGCGCGGGCGGCGCCGCCGGCCUGCUCGCCUCGCACCUCGCCUUCCGCCUCGCCACGCUGCUCGCCGCCGAUAUCGCCGAAUCCCUAAUAUGCAUGUGGCUAGAAGAGCUGACGGCGUGGAUCAAAAUGGAAAUAUUCGCGUACUUCGAGCAGCUGUCGGCGCCCGGCGCGCGGCCGCGGGCUGCGCGGGGCCUGCGCCCCUUCUGUGUGGAGGAGACUUGUCAGAUCAUUUUGGAGAAAAUUCCUGAAACCUAUCUGUUCAGCGAGAAAACCUUAUCAGAAGCGGUACAUCUGGUGGUGACCAGCUUCAGCCACAAAGCGGUCAACAAGGACGUGGUGUUCCGAGCGCUCGACGUCUUCACCGUGCACUUCAAGAAGUCUGCUGGACUCAGGAACCCUUCCUUUGAUAAUAAU